Messenger RNA from Dacryopinax primogenitus, 3514 nucleotides. RefSeq lists its product as uncharacterized. Gene Ontology annotation, molecular function: protein tyrosine/threonine phosphatase activity; MAP kinase tyrosine/serine/threonine phosphatase activity. Gene Ontology annotation, cellular component: cytoplasm. Gene Ontology annotation, biological process: protein dephosphorylation; negative regulation of MAPK cascade. The transcript has 2 exons. The record is from RefSeq and is a predicted model, not a curated record. The coding region runs from base 10 to 3363 and encodes 1117 amino acids. Lineage: Eukaryota; Fungi; Basidiomycota; Dacrymycetes; Dacrymycetales; Dacrymycetaceae.
GUCAGAUCGAUGAUCUCGGCGCAUAUCAACCAAUCGGGGGAUGCUGCAUCUCACAGAGCACGCCCCCCGCCGUUGUCCAUGCCCGGCACCCGAACGUCCACAGGUUGGGAAACAGACUCGCACAUCAUGCUCGAGAGCAGUAUCCCCUAUUCUGCGACGGGGGACGAUGAUCCAUGGGCGUUGGAGGUCGAGCAGCUGCAGGAACUGGCGAGGAGCGUCAGGGGGAACUUGAGGUUGAGGCCUAUUAGGAGUUUUGUCGAUCUGAAGGAAGGGGCGAGUGCGGUUAGUGAAGGAGGAGGAGAGGGAGAAGGCGGUGUGCGUGUUACAUCUGUCGUGCCGCCCUCUGCGCCAGCGGUCUUGGCCGGACAGAACGUAUCGCCCCCAGGAGAAGAUGCACUGCCUGUACCGACUCCUCUCGCCGUCACUGCUCCUUUGGACGACCCUCCAAGUCCGGAGAGCGCCUACCCGCCAACACCUGCCAACACUCACCCUGCUCCUAUUGGUAUUCUACCUCCUGUCCCUGCUCUACCCGUCCUGGGUGACGUACGACCGGUCGGAGUCAUGGAGGGAGGAGGUAUACAAAGUGUACGAGAUGUUGCGGCGCAAGGGGAUGUUCGGCCAAUGUUCACGUUACAGCCCCUCGCGACAUCAUCAACUUCCCCGCCUCAACCACAGCUACAACACGUAUCACCCCCCAUCAUCCCUCAUCCUGCCACUCGACGACCACCAUCCCUCCCCACCCACCCACAAGCCCAGUCCCCAUUCGCACUCGCACUCGCUACUGCCAUCCCUACCGGGACAGUGACGCCAACAGCGAAGCUUACCUCUCCGCUACGUACAGGUCCACCACCAUCGGCGUUCAAGCUUCACCUCUCACCCGCUACCUCCGAGUCUGACGCCAGCUCCCUCCCGUCCAUCCUUUCCGCUUCGACAGCCGCGAGCGAAGAGACCGUUAUGAGACCUGUGCCAGAGCCGCCGUGUACAGCGCCCCUUAGCCGCCCACCUAGGCGCCCUGCCCCAGUGCAAGCAGGACAUCCCCAUCCUCAUCCCUCCCACCCGCAAACCGCACAUGCACAUAUUGCGCACGCCGCGCACACCGUGCACACCGCCCGAACACCACACGUCCACAGUGCGCCCUUACGCACCUCAUUCUCCACCGCGAGUCCACCCCCCGACCCCAGUGGCCCGCAGCCGCUCUCCGCCUCCUCCCUCCUCUCCCUCCUCCCAACGCCUUUCCCUUCGCUCAACUCCCCCUUUCCCCAACCGCUCAUAAUCGACACUCGUCCCUUGCCGUCCUUCCUCUCCCUCCGCCUGAGGCAAAGUAUCAACCUCGCCAUCCCCUCUCUCAUCCUCAAGCGGUACGCAAAACAGGGUCAAGGGAUGGAAUGGGACCUUCUCAGAGGGUACGUGACUACCGAGAGCGGGCGCGAAUCCUGGGACGCCCUGCUCGGUUCUGCCCUAGGUAGGACGCGUAGCCAGAGAUGGAACGGCGAUAUCCUCAUCUACGAUGAGGAGAUGGACGAGUCUACGCGGGCUUCUGUGCGCGCACUCUCCCAGGCCUGGACGCUCGCUACCGUGCUAGUACCGCUUGUCGGAGCAGAGCAUGUCUACUACCUCGUUGGCGGGUUCUCGGCCCUCAGGACGGUGCAGGACGCUCUCCCCCACCUCGUAGCAGGGGAAAACUACCUCGACCCUACACCUCAGCAACAGCAGUACGCCUCGCCCAUGCUCAGCGGGCAGGAGCUCACCGUCGGCGGGUCUCCGAGGAUGCAGCUGACACCCAAUACAGGCAGGAGCAGUAUCGGCCCGGGUACGGCAGGGACCAACGGGACGAACGGAAGUGCGGGUCUGUUCAGUCUCAGGACGGAUGUGGCCAGCGCGAGGAGGAGGGUGAUGCUCGAGGUUGACCCGCAGAGUCCUGUCCCAACAGGCUCGUCGUCCUCUGCUUCUGCAUCCUCUGGUUCUGCAUCAGCCUCCACCUCGGGCUCAGCAUCACAUAGCUCCCUCUCGCAAGGCAGAGUCCUCCAUUCCCCUGCACCUAUCCCGGCUGUGGGCACCCUCCGACCCCUGGGGCUAGCGCUCGUCGACGCUCCUUCUCCCCCGCCUAGCGCGGCGUGCUUCCCUCAACCUCCUAGGCGGCUAGGCAACUCUGCCCCAGGGGACAUGCCCAUGCUCGGCUUAGCGCUGAACCAGCCUCUACGCAGUCCUUUACCGCCCAAGCUCCAGCUCCGCACUGCGCCAAUAAGGAGCAACACUGUCCCCGUCCCGCCCUCCCCUGGCCUGCUGAGGAUCACCCCUCCCUCGCCUAACGCACCUGGCCUGCAGCCCCCCAAGAGCCCACUACGUUCCCCUUUACCUCUUCCUCUCUCCCCUAUCUCCCGCGGCCCGGCUAGCCCGCUCCCCCCGCCUUCGCCCCACCUCCGCCCACAUACGGCACCGUUCGACUACCCCCCUCGGACGCACUCAGACUACCCGCACGCGAAUGCCCAGCUACCCCAGACACCGACAUCCAGUUCCGCCCCUCAGCCUUUCACUGUCUCCGAGAUUCUGCCUGGAUUCCUCUACCUCGGGCCUGAGCCGAGCACGGAUGAGGAAGUCGAGCAGCUGCUUGAUCUGGGUAUCAAGCGCAUCCUCAACAUGGCUGAGGAAUGCGAUGAUGAUCAGGGCUUGGGGCUCCGGCGGAAAUUCGAGAUGUACGAGAGGGUGCCUAUGCGGGAUACGGUGGAUGAGGAGAACAUCGGACGGGGUGUCCGCGCGGCGUGUUUGUUCUUGGACGACGCGCGCCUGCAUGAUUCGCCCACGUAUGUGCACUGUAAAGCCGGCAAGAGCAGGAGCGUGACUGUCGUCAUGGGCUACCUUAUCCACGCGCAUUCCUGGCCGCUGAGCAAGGCGUACGCGUAUGUGAUGGAGAAGCGUCAGGGGAUCUCGCCGAACAUCGGGUUCGUGAGCGAGCUGAUGAAGUUUGAGGAAUCCCAGUUAGGGACGAAGAGCGUUGGCGUAGGGGAAGAAGGGGGGAAUCAUGCGAGGAGCGCCAAGCCUGUUGGGCUGGGACUAAGGAGGAUAGGAAGAGGCGCAGGGGCGAGGGAGAGCUUGCCCCCUCUGUCGAGAGGUGCGAGUGUGGAGGACGUGUUGGCGCUCACGGGGACGAGGGACGAGGCUGAUCUGCCGAAGGAGGAGCAGAGGACGCCUGUUAGUACCAGGCUUGGGGAUGCGGCUACGGAGAAAGAGGUCAAGGAUGCUGAUGGGCGGUAUGUGCAUGCCAGGAAGGUACCGGUUGAUAGGAGGACACUGCAGCCACAGCGGCGCGUUAGCAAGGCAGGCCUCGAGAGUGCUUGGCUUAAUUAUGUGCGGCCUACUGCUUAGCGAGUGCCCCAGUUGGAGCGCUAGCCCUACACCAGGAAGGUCGCAUUUCCGAUAUCCAAGCUUGAGACCGGGACGGACUCGUAUGAUGCUGAGGACGGCGGAGGACAUUUUCAAGCAUUUGUAUUGAUAUAAAGCAUGAUACCCAUUGAUA